AUGAACUCGCAAGUCCACGGAGAUCCCCACGAGCCGGUCAAGGUUGCUGUGGUCCAAGCCGAACCAUGCUGGUUCGAUGUUGAAGCUGCAACUCAAAAGACAUGCGACCUGAUCGCUGAAGCUGGCGCUAACAGCGCAAAGCUCAUUGCCUUCCCUGAGCUAUGGAUCCCUGGCUACCCCAACUUCAUACACGCCAUGGCUGCGAAGGAGACCUUCCCGUACAUUAUCAAAUACUACCGCAAUUCCAUCGACAUCGAGUCCAAGCACAUGGAGUCAAUCCGUCUGGCAGCCAAGAACGCUCAGAUUAUGUGUGUGUUGGGGAUUUCGGAGCGCCACCGUGGAAGCUUGUACAUGGCGCAGACUUUCAUUGGCCCACAUGGAGACAUUCUCCUGCAUCGAAGGAAGUUCAAGCCUACAGCACAGGAGAGAAUCCUUUUUGGCGACGCAUCUGGAGACUGCAUCACGAACGUCGUUUCCACACCUAUCGGCCGUGUUGGUGGACUGCAGUGCUUCGAGCACCUGCAACCCCUCUUGAAAUACAACACGUACUUCCAGGGAGAGCAGAUCCAUGUCGCAUCUUGGCCAAAUCUCUUUCCGCCUGUCGGCAAGAUGCCCUUCUUCAACACUGUCGAAUCUUGCACCAUGGCUACGCAUACCAUGGCCGUCGAAGGCGCUACUUUUGUUCUUCUGGCAUCUUCAACUCAGACAGAAAAGGGGCUUACCGAAGAGAGACCUCACACCGCAGUCAUUGGAGGAGGCUUCUCUGAGAUUAUUGCACCGGACGGUCGCACCCUCGUCAAGGCCCCUAGUGCAACCUUCGAGGGCCUUCUUUACGGCGAGUUGGACUUUGAUGAGAUUUACAUGGCCAAGAGUAUUGUCGACACCGUGGGUCAUUACUCUCGGCCAGACAUUUUUACCCUGCAAGUAAGGGGUGAUGUCCGGCGCCAGUGCGAGUACGCUGAGCCUGGCGAAUUCAACCAUACCUCACGGUUCCCGGAAUUACCUACUCACCAAGGACCUCAAGAGAGGACCGGAUCCAGCAUCGCAACAUCAAUGAAGGCUGGAGUGUCUUCUUUGAAAGGGGUUUCGAAUCACAAGAAAGAUACUGUUGAUGGAAUCGUUAGUGGAAAGCGAUGCGAUUGA
This is a messenger RNA of Colletotrichum godetiae, 1143 nucleotides long. Its product is annotated as carbon-nitrogen hydrolase. The transcript is spliced from 4 exons. Lineage: Eukaryota; Fungi; Ascomycota; Sordariomycetes; Glomerellales; Glomerellaceae. The record is from RefSeq and is a predicted model, not a curated record. The coding region runs from base 1 to 1143 and encodes 380 amino acids. Gene Ontology annotation, molecular function: catalytic activity.